CAUCCUCGCACCGUCUGCGCCCCAGUCUCCGUCUCCCUCUGCCUCCCCCCCCGUCCACCUCGACGCCGCUGUUCGCCGCUCCUCGCCGCCGCCGCCGCAGCUCGCUGUUGUUGCCGCUCGUCCCUCGUCGCCGCCGUCGCUCGCACCCCUGCUCGUGCUCGAAGGCCGCACCGGCACGGCAAACGCCUCGCGCGUUCCGCUGGCGCCUUCCGCCGCGCCCCGAUGAUUGCCGCAGCUGCCUUCCGGCUGCACGCCCCCGCGGGUACGAGGCCAACGGCUUGGCCGCUCCCCUCUGCCUGCCGGGGCGGGCCGGCCGGUGCGGUGCUGCUCGGGGCGCCGCGGGCCCUGCUGUCGGGCCGGCGCUGCGGCGCGGCGGGCGCCGUCCUCGGCCUCUGCGCCGCGACGCGCGCGGCGCUGGCGCGGGGCCGUGCGCGGGGCGGUGCGCGCCGCGGGCCCGCGUGGACGUGGGGCAGGACCUCCGCGACCUCGGUGCUGGCCCAGGUGGGCGAGGCCGCCCCCGCGCCGAGCUCGAGCGCGGCGGUCCAGGAGAUCCUGCGCGUGGCAGGCGAGCUGCAGGCCGCUGGCACCUGGCGGCCAGACUGCAAGGGCGGCGGCGGCGCGGCCGAGUACCUGGCCGAGCACCUCGCGCUGGGGCGCGAGCCCGCCGCGCCGUGGCCGACCUGCGGCUCGCGCGGGCUCUUCGUCGUGUUCGAGGGCCUGGACCGCAGCGGCAAGUCGACGCACAGCAAGCUCUUGGCAGAGCACCUCGGGAGCGAGGCGCCAGUAAGGUGGAUGUGCUUCCCGGACCGAUCCUCUCCGAUCGGGAGCCUCCUGGACCUCUACCUGCGGAAGCAAGCCAGCCUUUCCAUCUCGGCGGUCCACCUGUUAUUCUCUGCCAACCGCUGGGAGCAGGCGGCCUCGAUCGCCGAAGACCUGAACAGCGGGACGCACGUAAUCUGCGACAGGUAUGCCUUCUCCGGAGCGGCGUACUCCAUCGCGAACGGGCUGGACCUGGGCUUCUGCCAGGCGCCGGACCGGGGCCUGCCGGCCCCCGACCUGGUGUGCUUCAUGCGGGUCUGCCCGGAGGAGGCCGCACAGCGGGAGGACUACGGGCUCUCGCGCUACGAGUACCCCGAGAUGCAGGCCAAGGUCGGGAAGGCCUUCGACCUCCCGGGCCUGCGGGCGGGCGUGGCCUGGCAUGACUUCGACAGCCGCCGUUCGCAGGAGGUGAACCAGGCCGAGGUCCGCGACGCUGCGCGACAGGCGCUGGCGCGGUCGGGGCCAGGCACAGCGCCCCCCCUGCGACAGCUGUGGGCGGACUGAGGGGCCCGCGGACUUCGCAUGACUUCGGUGCGGGUCUCUUCUCACGGUCGUCGGACCGACCGUGCUGCCCUGGCCGCUGGUCAUCGGAGUUGCCCCAAGCCUUCCACGGGCCAGCAGUUCACAGUGCCAGGCACUCCAGAACUAGAGGAGGUUACCUGCGGCGUUUGCUGUGUGGCUCGUGCUCGCGCGGCGCCUGCCAGAAGCCGCGUUGGCCUGCGCCGCCACAGCUUGCUCUUUGGGAUGCGCGCCGCAUGGGGUGGCGGAGCGUGGGGGAUGUCUCGCGUUGGAAAAAA
This is a messenger RNA of Prorocentrum cordatum, 1616 nucleotides long. The record is from the annotation of a GenBank genome assembly. Lineage: Eukaryota; Dinophyceae; Prorocentrales; Prorocentraceae.